AUGACAGACGGCCCUUCAUCACCUCAAGCUGAUAUCCCAGCGCAUUUCUUACAUUCACCGACUUUACACAAUGCUUCCCAUCUUCCACAGACUAUCGCCCAUCGAGGGUAUAAGGGUCACUAUCCUGAAAAUACUAUCUGUGCAAUUGAUAAAGCCAUUGCGGCAGGUACUCAUGCACUCGAACUUGAUCUGCAUAUCAGCCGGGAUGGAGUGAUCGUUUUGUCACAUGAUGCAUCACUACAACGUUGUUAUGGUGUUAAGAAGAAAGUUACCGAAUGCGACUGGGACUAUUUGCAAACUCUUCGUACAGUCGAAGCGCCGCAUGAGCCAAUGCCCCGGCUGGUUGAUGUCCUGGAAUAUUUGCGACAGCCAGGACGUGAGCAUAUCUGGGUUUUAUUGGACAUCAAGCUUAAUAACGAUCCUACUGCCAUCAUGCAGGGUAUCGCCAAGGCGGUCGAAACAGUACCCAUCCCAGCCAUAGGUCCUGAUUGGCAUCGACGUAUUGUUCUUGGCUGCUGGUCAGCCAGAUAUUUACCACCUCGUGCAAAGUAUCUGCCACGUUAUGAGAUGGCAUUGAUCUGUGUCGACUUGAGCUACGCUCGCCAAUUCUUACAGGUGCCUCGCAUUUCAUUCAACAUCAAUCAGAAAAUCCUGAUGGGUCCGCUAGGUCGUGGGUUUCUGGAGGAGGCGCGCGCGGCACGUCGAAAAGUUUACCUGUGGACUGUGAACGUGCCAAAUUUAAUGCGUUGGGGUAUUCGACACAAAGUCGAUGGCAUCAUCACAGACGACCCUGCACGAUUCCAGAAGGUCUGUGAAGAAUGGGAACUGGAUCAGAAGAAGGGACCUCUGGCCUCACUUGAUCCGAAGGCAGAUCGCCUGACGUUUGGGCAGCGAGUAGAGAUCUUGCUAGUGGCAUUCUAUGUUCUGACGUUUGGUUGGUUCCUCAAGAGGAAAUAUCUUCCAACGGUGGAGCGUGUGCAUCUUGACGAGAGGAAAAUGACGUGA
Molecule: messenger RNA, 1005 nt
Organism: Penicillium longicatenatum
Lineage: Eukaryota; Fungi; Ascomycota; Eurotiomycetes; Eurotiales; Aspergillaceae
Product: glycerophosphodiester phosphodiesterase
Exons: 4
Coding region: 1-1005 (334 amino acids)
Biological process (GO): lipid metabolic process
Molecular function (GO): phosphoric diester hydrolase activity
Source: RefSeq, a predicted model, not a curated record